Messenger RNA from Peromyscus maniculatus bairdii (prairie deer mouse), 708 nucleotides. RefSeq names its product interleukin 36 receptor antagonist (gene Il36rn). The record is from RefSeq and is a predicted model, not a curated record. Gene Ontology annotation, molecular function: interleukin-1 receptor binding; cytokine activity. Lineage: Eukaryota; Metazoa; Chordata; Mammalia; Rodentia; Cricetidae. Gene Ontology annotation, biological process: cellular response to lipopolysaccharide; inflammatory response to antigenic stimulus.
GGGGCCUGCUUUCUUCUCGGGCCUCUAAUUUCCCAGCUUUUUCUUUGCCUAAAAUCUCCCACUGUUUAUUUUGAAAUAGGGUCUACAUACUGUGGCGCUCAUUAUGGUCCUGAGUGGGGCACUGUGCUUCCGAAUGAAGGAUUCAGCCUUGAAGGUACUUUACCUGCACGACAACCAGCUGCUGGCUGGAGGGCUGCAUGCGGGGAAGGUCAUUAAAGGUGAGGAGAUCAGCGUCGUCCCAAAUCGGGCACUGGAUGCCAGUCUGUCCCCUGUCAUCCUGGGUGUUCAGGGAGGAAGCCAGUGCCUGUCCUGUGGGACAGAGAAAGAGCCGACUCUGAAACUUGAGCCCGUGAACAUUAUGGAGCUUUACCUCGGGACUAAGGAAUCCAAGAGCUUCACCUUCUACCGGCGGGAUAUGGGCCUCACCUCCAGCUUCGAGUCAGCCGCCUACCCCGGCUGGUUCCUCGGCACUGCGCCCGAAGCUGACCAGCCUGUCAGGCUCACCCAGAUCCCUGAGGAGGCCGCCUCGGACGCUCCCAUCACGGACUUCUACUUUCAGCAAUGUGACUAGGACUGCAUGGUCCCCCAAACUCCCUAGGCAGAGGCAGAGUAGGCAAGGCGGGUGAGGGGCAGGUAGUGAUAGAGGAGCUCCAGGGUGGGUGACUUACUCCUCUCCCUCCCCUUUCCCCUGGGGACUCCCACUCUGAC